Molecule: messenger RNA, 5292 nt
Organism: Xyrichtys novacula (pearly razorfish)
Lineage: Eukaryota; Metazoa; Chordata; Actinopteri; Labriformes; Labridae
Source: the annotation of a GenBank genome assembly
UGAGUGUCCUUACCUGAGGUGGCCGUGUCCCCCCAGAACCCGGAGGCACAACCGAUCCGGACAGGUGUGGUCCCGGAGCUCGUGUAACACCUGGGGCUGGGUUUAUGCUCAGGUGUCGUACUCCUCCCUGUCGAAGUCGCGGAGCUGCCGCAGACGAACUCCGAGUUUAACGGCGACCUGACGAACAUCUCCGCGUUCCUGACGCGCCGCAACCGCCCGAAGACCGGCGGCGCGUUUCGGAACAAAUGUGUGUAUCUAGACAUCUUUAAAAAGAGUUUAUUUCUUCAUAAAUCCAGAAAAACACGGAGAGGAGACAGAAGUGGGUCUUCUCUGGCAGGUUCAAGGUGCACUGGUCCGUUCAUAAAAAUAGUCCGGGCGGAAACACGUCAGAGAAUGGUUCCGCCCAUCCUCAUUUAUUGAACUUUAACCCAGACUAAAAGUCACUUCUUUAACAUCUACUUUAACCCAGUCUAACUGAAAGUCACUUUUUAGAAAUAGUUUAGUAAAGCUGUUAAAUAAAACGAAUUGAUAAACUAAAACCCGUUUCUUUGCCUUGACAUCUUUUUUUUUUUUUUCAAAUUUAUUUGUCAGAGUUUAUUUAUUUGUAUUUAGGGUCGCGGAAUUCCAGGAGUUUUAAAAGUUGGAAACUUUCAAUGGGAAUUAACGGGAAUAAAUCUAAAAUGUACGAAACUGAAAGUUAAGUUUAGCUUUAUUUGGUUUAGUUAAGUUUGUGUUUUUGUUUUGUAUUGUUUGUGGGUUUUUUGUUUGUUUAGUUUACUUUUUGUUUUGUUGUUUUUGUUUUGUUGUUUUGUUUUUUUUGUUUUUGUUGUUUUUGUUUAGAUUUGUUAUUGGUUUUGUUUGGGUUUUGUUGUUUUUGUUUUGUUUUGUAUUGCUUGUUUUGUUUUGUUGGGAGUUUUUUUUUAGUUGUUAUUGUUUUGGGGUUUUUUGUUUUGUUUUGUUUUGGUUUUUGUUGUUUUGUUUUGAUUUAAUUUGAUUUGUUGUUGUUUUGGGUUUUUUUGUUUAGUUUUGUCAUUGUUUUGUUUUGUGUUGUUUCUGCUUAGUUUUGUUUUGUUUUAAUUUGGUAUUGUUUGGGGUUUUUUUGUUUUGUUUUGAUUUGUUGUUGUUUUGGGGUUUUUUGUUUUGUUUUGUUAUUGUUUUGUUAUUGUUUUGUUUUGUUUUGUGGUUUGAAUGUUGCUCAGUGAUCGAUUAUUAGAACAAUCAGACUUUGAGUGAGGGGGUUAGAUGAUAAAAGAUGCUUCUCCUCCCUGCUCUUUUCCAACCAAUGGAUAAAAAAUGUUUUAAUGUGACAUGAUAUUGUCAAAUGGAGAAAUUUCCUUGGCUGGAAUAAAUAAAGAAUAAAGAGUUUUUUGCUUUUUAUCACUGAGAUUCUUCUUUGUACUUCUAAAUCCACUCUCUACUGCAUCUUUACUGACUUAGUGUGACUAACAUCUUAAAUACAGCAUCACAUAGACGUGGUCUGGAGUUACACAGUUUCCUAAAGUUCCCUCUGUCAUAUUUGACUCCUUUAAGUCGUCUCCUGUGUUUGUUUCCAUAAAAAAGCGAUUCAUUUAUGUAAAAACCUCAAGAUAAAUCUCAGGUCUGAGCGGUGGAGCAGCUGCAGAGCCAUUAUGCAAAAGUCAUCUCUGUAGUCUCAUGUGGAGUUUUUAAUACCAUGUCAUUUGUGUUUGUCUGUGAGUGUGUGUUUGUGGUUUCUGGUCCAGUUGAAGUGUUUGUAGAGAGGAAACCUGUCCGCAAAGCUCUCCGAGGACACAGACAGGUGAGUGACAGCUUUAAAAUACUUACAUUCAGUUUAUCAAAUCUGUGACACAGAGUUUGUAUUUUUCCCUGUGAUGAAGCCUGUUUAUAUCUUAUAACGUCGUAUUAUCGAUUUGUGUCAUAAUAAUGCAAAAAAAAAGCUAUGGACAGGAAAAGUAUGGGACUGAAACUUGAGCCCUGGGGGACGCCAUCGUAGCUGGAUUAAAACCCUCUGUCAUAAACGAUCAUCACACUGUUUAUUCCAAAAUAACAGGAGGAUAUAAUAUUUUUCACAGCCACUCCUCUUCUGUAGUGAACUAAACACAGGAAACAUCCUGGAGAUUAACGCCAUUUAAGCGAGCAAAAUACAGUCAUGCGAUGAACUGAAACGACUCCAUCACAAAAACAAAAGUUCAUUAUAAAUCUCAGAGAUUCUCUCAAAGAUAAACUCGAAUAAAAGUAUUUUUACAGUAAAACACAAACUCAUUUCAAAGUGUUUUAGUGGAGCUCAUUAUACAGGCGGUACUCCUCAAACCUGCUUUGACCAGCAGAGGGCGCUCUGCCACCAUUAAUGCAGUAUUCUCUAAACGAAAAACUUGGAGACAUUGUGAUAAAAUUGUGGAUUUACGGCAAUAUAUUUUGAUGCCAUAUCAAAAAUACCACCAUAAAUUUAGAAAUCACAUGUUUUACUGAGUGACCAGCAGGGGGAGCCAAUGACCCUGUAUGUUAAAGGGGACAUGAUGAGUCCAAGACAGAUCUCCAAUGUGACACUCAGACUAAUCUCAUAAUUCCUUUUUUCGCAGAAUCGGACUUCUCUCCUUGUCCGCGUAUACACACAGUGUUUUUGUUCCGGGGUUACAGGGGUGCGGCGCAUGCGCACAUGCAUUGUCCAAUCAUACUCCGACUACGCUGGUAGAAAAAAUCGAAUUCCAAUCGCAUUAUCUGGGUGUCUUAAUCAGAGUUCUCAAACUCCGAUUACAGUCGGACUAAGGUGUUAAAAAUGACCUUCAGUUAUCUGGUUUUAAUCGGAAUAAGGCAAUAAUUCAGUUUUCUUGAGUGUCGUGUAAUCAUACCGACCGAUGAACCUUCAAACCGGAGAGGAUCAGCUGUCUUUCUGACUUCAUUUCAGUUUUGCAGACAGGAUGAACUCCUCCAACAGCUCCACCCCUCAAAGCUCCCCUGAGGAGACCCCCUGGAACCCCUGUCCCAGGUCUCCACUGGGAGUCCAGGUCUUUUUUGCCAUGGAAGUCGUCAACAUUGUGGUACGUUGACACUUGAAAUUCUCAUUCACGUGGACUCGUUAAGGGUUCAUUGUUUGGACAUUGGUCUGUCCUGAACUACUAAACCCGGUACAGCCAGGUUAGCACCUCUGAACUCCCCCCAGUAGAUCCAGUAAUGGUUAAGUCCAAAGAUGUGGAAAACCAGCCCCCCCUUUGGUUCUCACUGAGCAUCUUUCACCUAUGGACGUCUUACCCAGGAUUUCCACCGCAUCCGGAACAGCGGCAAUUUUCACCAUCUGCCAAUUCCUACCAGAUUCGUUUGUGAGGCGAAUUUUGAUUACGGACAGCAGGAAUCGCGAGAACUCACAAGAACCUGCGGAUUCACGUGCAAUCGCGCGAUAACGAGUCGUCUCUAUAAAGACAGACACAUAGACAUAUAAGCAGUAGAUUGUGUCCUUCCAGAGGAGGAAAUCUACUUCUAGACUUCUAGAAUCAGCAUCUCCUCAUCCAUGGUGUCAUCGGGGUGAAAUGACGUCUAAAAACCUUUCACUUGUUCGUCUCCGCCCGUUUGCAUGGUGUGAAAUACGAUCCUCCUGAAACACGGAGUGUUUUAUUUUGAAAAGAAGCCGGAUGUUUUAUUUUGUGUCUGUGCCCGACUUCCUUUCCAGCACGGGUUAAUCUGUGCUGAAUUUAUCCGCCAUGCUCCGGCGUCCAGAAAAAAUAGAAGUCUUGUGAUCAGCUGAGGAGUCCGGUGAUCCGCAGAGGAACGGAAAGAAGUCGGUGUAAAUUGACACGUUAACUUGAAUGGUUACGAUCAGCUGCGAUCGGCAGAAAAGGCCUUUUCGUAGCCAUUCCGGAUGCGGUGGAAAUUGGGGGUAACUGUGUCUUUGGUCCUUGGUUUACAUCAGAGGUUGAAAUCAGCUGACGGUCCUGUUCUAACCUUUGACCUUUGACCUCUAGUUUGGUCUGCCCAUGAAUGCCAGGACAGUCUGGUUGAUCGGCCUCAGCUCUCACGCCGUCCAAGCUUCGGAGGUAAACACUGACUCUGACAGGUUACAUGUGGAAAACUCAGGUGGGGAUUUGUAGUUCUUCAGACUUGGAAACGGUGUGAACUCUGACCUUUAGAUCCGGUCCAUCCAGGUGGAACCAUCAGGAUGUGACACAGAGUAGGUUCUGAAGAUGUUGCAGACGGUCAUAUUCCUCUCAUUUCUCAGGUGUUCACUCUGAACAUGGCUCUGCUGGAGUGUGUCUACAUCUCCUUUUCUUUCCUGCGACCUCUCAACUAUUACUCCAUCAACAGCGCCUCUCUGUUCGCCGUCAACCUCUUCUUCCAUGGUCUGUUAAACGCAGGUGAAAUGCCCUCCUCUUUUUCUCUAUCUCCACCUGAAGUUUGGAGGUUUGAGCUCAUCCACCUGUCGAUGUCCGUCAGUGUGAAAACAGUCGAAUUCUCCUCCACAGGUCGUCCUCUGUUCCAGGCGUGUGUCUGCGUGGAGAGAUACGUGGGCGUGGUUCACCCUGUGAUCUAUCUGAGGUCUGAGAAACCACGAACUCCUGUUCACUGACCUGAUUACCGCUGAUCUGUUAACAGUGUUUGAACCCCCGCCCUCUCAUAUGUCUAUCAGAUAUAACUGUGUGAGGACCCGUCUCUUGGCGCUCCCUCUGGUUUGGGGUCUGAUGUUGGUCUUCUGUGUUUGUAACGUCCAAAAGUUGGACUACGCCUUCCCGAUCCUCAUCCUGCUGGUGUUGCUCCUCCAGGGUUUCUGCUGCAUCAGGAUCUUGCAGGUCAGAGAAACGGUUUCGAUGAUAUGAUCUAUCGCCGUAUCACAUAUGAUAUUUAAAUUUGGAUGUGACCUGGUUUUCCUUUGACACCCUGCAGGUCCUGCGUCAGCCCAGUCCAGGCAAAGAGCAGGUCGAUCCAACCAAGAAGAGGGCUUUCAUCACAGUCCUGGUCCUCCAGGUAGAUCCACAGAUAUGUGUGUGAGAUGUCAUCGUGAUGAAGUUGAGGUGAUUGAAGGUGUGUUGUGUUUCAGGUCAUGAUGGUGCUGAACUACCUCCCCAUGGUGCUGACAGUGCCGCUGCGAGGCCAGAUAUCCCGCCAUGCUUACAUGUGUCAGCUGAUCCCCGCCUCGCUGUCCUUCUCCGUCUUCGGCAGCUUCAUCCAGCCUCUCAUGUACCUGAUGAGGAGGGGGACUCUACGCUGUGGGGUCCAGUGCUGACCGUCCAUGUCAACAUCUCAAAGAUGAUUCGUCCAGGCGUGAUUACAUCAUUGUCAGACUGUGUCACAGGAAAUGAUUAAUGGGCUAUUAAAAUUAAAAAA